UCAUUCCUUCCCGACUGAUCGUAUUCGCUUCUCCGUUAUGAAGGCGGUCGUUAUUCUUGUCGUGGUGGCGGUUUUGGUGGCGACCAUGAUGGAGGAAGCCGGUGGUCACGGACACAAUGGCCGUAGAGGAGGACGCGGUGGACGGGGUCGGGAUCGACGUGGCUCGUGCAUUGAUACUCUGUGUGGAGGAGCCGACAGUGUUGAUGCCUGCACCAAUUGCACCAGGAGCGUGCGUGGCUUUAAACAGCAGAUCCGUACUUGUAGCCGUCAACUGUCAGUGCGUUGCCACAAUAUGACUACGGCCGAAACGGACAGCUUGACGACUUGCCUCACCGAUGCUGUCCCCGAUUUGGGUGAUUGCUUUUAAAGGAGAAUCGACAAUGAAACGGAACAGGAAAAUGGAUCGACGUCUUUCCGAAAUAACUCUUCAAUUGGCUUUGAUUGUAUGGCACACAAAAAAAUAUCCUUUUUAAUCACCAAUAAACAGCAUGUAAACUA
This is a messenger RNA of Penaeus monodon (black tiger shrimp), 498 nucleotides long. RefSeq lists its product as uncharacterized. The record is from RefSeq and is a predicted model, not a curated record. NCBI's taxonomy places the organism in Eukaryota, Metazoa, Arthropoda, Malacostraca, Decapoda, Penaeidae. The coding region runs from base 38 to 367 and encodes 109 amino acids. The transcript is spliced from 5 exons.